GAGAGAGAGAGAGAGAGAGCAAUCAAGAGGUAAUAUGUGGUGUCGGCCACAAAUGGAGAAAUGUGUUAAAGGGGAUGAUGAAAACAGCUGUAGAGCGUAGAAUGUUUAGGAGAUAAAUGGCAGAACACUAAAGAAGGAGUGGUCUGUUUUCAAAGUUUUGUCUUUGGUGGGCUUCGUGUUCCCCGGAAAAGUCACUCUGCAAAAGACCACGUUGGUGGCCUGUGCUGAUUCAUACGUCGUUAUUAUUUUUUACUCACUAUUAAUAGUGGUCUAAGCGUAACUAUUCUUCUUCUCCAGCACUCACUGAGUUGCCAAUUCAAAUAAGGAAGCCUCAAGCUCUAGCCUCUUCUUCGGUUCUGCCUCUGGUUUGCCACCAUUUCCUUUUACUAGGAUAGCCAGAGAGUGGACAAAGAUGAAGCAGAGGGAGGGGAGAGUGGCGGCCUAUUUGUACGCUUUUAGUGUUAUUGGGAUGGUUUUGGGCGGAUCUCUGGAUGUUUUUGAAGAUUUCAAAACCCUUUCUCUUCUGGAUAGUGAUGCGGUUUCCCCUUCUUCACCUGCUGCCAAACCUCUUAUGGUCGACCUCACUCUUAUUCAGGGAGCCGACUCCAAAGGAGCUGUCUGCUUGGAUGGAACACUACCUGGUUACCACUUGCAUCGUGGGUCUGGAUCAGGUCAAAACAGCUGGCUCAUUCAAUUGGAGGGAGGUGGGUGGUGCGAUACCAUCAGGAAUUGUGUUUACCGGAAAACUACCCGCCGUGGUUCAUCAAAAUUUAUGGAAAAGCAAAUACCAUUCUCUGGGAUUUUAAGCAAUAAAGCAGAAGAAAAUCCUGAUUUCUUUAACUGGAACAGGGUCAAGCUAAGAUACUGUGAUGGGGCAUCUUUCAGUGGGGACAGUAAGAAUGAGGCUGCUCAGCUUAAUUUUCGAGGGCAACGUAUAUGGUCUGCUGCUAUGGAGAAACUAAUGGCUGAAGGAAUGCAAAAUGCCACUCAGGCUCUUCUUUCAGGAUGCUCUGCUGGAGGACUGGCAUCCAUAAUACACUGUGAUGAGUUCAGGAACUUAUUUCCACAAUCAACAAAAGUGAAAUGCUUAAGUGAUGCUGGACUGUUUCUUGACGUAAUUGAUGUGUCUGGUAACCGCACACUAUGGAAGAUGUAUGAAGGUGUAGUGAGUUUGCAGGAAGUGCAAAAGAAUCUGGCAAGUACUUGCACCAGCCACCUGGAUCCAACUUCGUGCUUCUUCCCCCAGAAUUUGAUUGCAAAUAUUAGGACUCCAUUAUUUAUUCUCAAUGCAGCCUAUGAUGCAUGGCAGCUCCAAGCUAGUAUAGCUCCAAAAUCAGCUGAUCCUCAGGGUUCUUGGAAUGAAUGCAAGCAAAAUAAUGCAGAAUGUACUUCAGUGCAGAUCCAGAUUUUGCAAGGCUUCAGGAAUCAAAUGCUGGAAGCCAUAAAUGUCUUCUCAAUGUCAACUCAAAAUGGGUUAUUCAUAAAUUCUUGCUUUGCUCAUUGCCAAUCUGAGACACAAGAUACAUGGUUUGCUGAUGAUUCUCCCCUCCUCAAUAACAAGAGGAUUGCUCAAUCUGUUGGAGACUGGUAUUUUGAUCGAGUUGAUGUUAAAGCUAUUGACUGUGCAUACCCCUGUGACAACACUUGCCAUAAUCUAGUUUUCAAUGAUUUUACUUCAACUAUGCCAUUCUCCCAGUCCUCAAGAUUAACCUUUACCACGCUAAAUCUGCUCAGUUCCAUCUUGAUGUCAUUAACAUGUUCCAAAAGCACCAUGGGGUUUCAGUUUGAUCAAUGACACUUGAUUAAAACAUCGAGAAGUCUAUAGAGUUGCAACUACAAGUGGAUCAUCUUGCUUACAAGUAACAAAAAUGUGAAAUACAUAAUUUAAGGCUCAUUUUUCAGCAACCAUUGUAUCCUGUCUUUCUUGUGUCACUUGUUGCAACUGCCAGAGUAUUCUAGUAUGUAUCAAAUUGCCACAGUUAUCAUCACAUGAAACUGAACAGAAAACAAUUAGCUAUUUGUUGUCGAGAAUCAGUUUUGGUAUACAUUUUCACUCUUAUAUCUUUA
Hevea brasiliensis (rubber tree) is the source of this 2067-nucleotide messenger RNA. Its product is annotated as pectin acetylesterase 12. Gene Ontology annotation, molecular function: pectin acetylesterase activity. The coding region runs from base 413 to 1795 and encodes 460 amino acids. NCBI's taxonomy places the organism in Eukaryota, Viridiplantae, Streptophyta, Magnoliopsida, Malpighiales, Euphorbiaceae. The transcript has 13 exons. Gene Ontology annotation, cellular component: plant-type cell wall. Gene Ontology annotation, biological process: cell wall organization. The record is from RefSeq and is a predicted model, not a curated record.